This is a messenger RNA of Trichomonas vaginalis G3, 414 nucleotides long. RefSeq lists its product as uncharacterized. The record is from RefSeq and is a predicted model, not a curated record. NCBI's taxonomy places the organism in Eukaryota, Parabasalia, Trichomonadida, Trichomonadidae. The transcript has a single exon. Bases 1 to 414 code for a protein of 137 amino acids.
AUGGCUCAGGUAGCUCAAUUAGGUAAAUUGCCUCGUCAAAUCCUUCUGGCAUUCCGAGUCCUUCCAUCCGACAGGAAAAUAUUUUCCCGACAACUGGAAAAAAUUUUCCCGACAACUGGAAAAAAUUUUCCCGACAACUGGAAAAAUUUUUCCUUCCGACAGGAAGAACUCUUCCAGUUGUCCGUCCGUAAACCAUUCAAAUUUUCGAAAAUUGAGAACUUUUUGGUCGAACUUCAGAAAAAGUUCUUCCUUCCGACAGGAAAAAUUUUUCCUUCCGACAGGAAAAAAUUUUCCCGACAACUGGAAAAUAUUUUCCAUCCGACAGGACACAAACGGAUGACUGACGUUCCUCUUCCUGAAUGCCUUCCAAAGCCAGAAGAACCGACAGCCCCAGCACCACAACAGACUUACUAA